UCUUUCUCUCUCUUUCAGUCUCCCCCAAUUCUCUCUCUCUAGCCACAAUCAACACAGCAAAUCAGCGAAAUCACGCAUACAAAAAUGGCAGCGAUGAGGUCGACAUUGGCAGCAACCUUCACCGUCUUCUUCCUCCUAGCGGCGGCAUGCUCCGCGGCGAAAUCGGCGCCGGCGCCGGCGGUGGACUGCUCGAGCCUGGUGCUGAACAUGGCGGACUGCCUGACGUUCGUGACGGCAGGGAGCACCGCGAAGAAGCCGGAGGGAACGUGCUGCUCGGGGCUGAAAACGGUGCUGAAAACCGACGCCGAAUGCCUCUGCGAGGCCUUCCGCAACAGCGCGCAGUUGGGGGUUACGCUCAACAUCUCCAAAGCCUUGACCCUCCCCGCCGCCUGCCACGUCUCCGCCCCCUCCGUCUCCAACUGCGGCCUAAGCAGCGGUGCCGCACCAGCUCUGGCUCCAUCGGCCGCUCCUCCUAGCAAUGUAGCCGAGACCCCUCGCGGCAGCAUUGGUGCUAGUGAAGUCUCUCCUGCCCCGGCACCAGCCUCUACUCACUCGGCCGCUUCCCCCCUCGCGGCCUCUGUCUCCCUGCUCGUCUUAGCUGCCGCGUCGUUAGCUCUCUUCUAAGAGCAAGGCCGGAUUGGGGAACUUUUUGUGCUGAGAAGGAUGGUGUUUUAGUUCUUUAGAUUUCGGUAUAUAGAUUUAUUUAUUUCAUCUCUACCGAAUUUCUUACUAGUAUUCAUGACAUUGAGAUUGUAUCAAAUUUCUGGUUCCAUUUUGCAUUAUGCUAUGAUGAUUUAUUUAUCCAA
Molecule: messenger RNA, 806 nt
Organism: Salvia hispanica
Lineage: Eukaryota; Viridiplantae; Streptophyta; Magnoliopsida; Lamiales; Lamiaceae
Product: non-specific lipid transfer protein GPI-anchored 11
Biological process (GO): lipid transport
Molecular function (GO): lipid binding
Source: RefSeq, a predicted model, not a curated record